AUGUCGCACUCAGCUACCGAUUCGUCACAGCACUCGGGAAACCAGACUACGUGGAUGCAAAUACCUAGAGAUGAUCCAUCAAACCCAUCCGAAGCACCCACAAGAGUGGCGUACCACACGCACGACAACGCGUCACCGCAAGAUGCAGAGGAAUACAAUGGUCUACUCAAUGCUAAUGUCAUCGCGUCGCACCGUCGUUCGGUUUCUACUACGUCAAGCCAAGUCUCUGGAAGUCAAGUACCGAAAGCGAAGUUUUCGGUGGCAGCUGGCCCAAGUGAGACUUCCUCGCAACCCAACCUUGAGGAUAUUCGAUCUCAUGCUAAUCCGUGCACAGCCAACAUCGAUGAGGACAGAACCUACAAGCCGUCAAACUGGCUACCAUACACAUUAAGGCGAACCUAUCUGGUGCUUCUAGCUUUCUGUGCGUUUGUGUGUGCCAUCGUGCUGGCGGUGUUAUGUGCCUACUCCACGCACCACUAUGGGCUGACAACAAAUAAUGGCUCCCUUGGACAGUUCAUUGCAAGACGAUAUGUACCGACUGUUCUUGCAGUUUUGUUUACACUGGCUGUUACUAUGAUAGCUGAGGACGUGAAACGGACAGAACCCUUUGCGCGUAUGGCCAGCCCUCAGCCCGUCACAGCAAAUCAUACUUUGUUUUACGUACCCAAAGUAUGGUGGAAGAGUGUAUUCACUGGACUGUCUCUGAAACGAAGUGGAGGUCACAGACGCUGGAUACUUAGCCUUUCCUCUCUCGCUGCUGGGAUUAGCGUUCUUGUCAUCUCCACCUUCUCGUCUACGGUUUUCACUACCAGGGAUGUGGUGCUCCGAACGGAUACACAGCUCCAGCGAUACACACCUCAGCAGAAUGGCUCGAUCUUUCUUCUUCCAAGACGUGAUACCUACACUCGUGCCAUGAGCGGAUUCCUCUACAACGCCUCUACAUCUCUAUGGGUUACGGACUCGCACGUUGUGCUCCCAUUUACCACACCUGAUACUAAUCCUCCUGUAUUGAAUGAGGGAACAUGGCGGGCUAAGACAAAGGUUUCGAAGCUGGAUUCGACAUGCGUGUCGAUGACGCUCUCGGAGAAGACUGAUAUUAACAUAACAUAUACGUCCGUGAGUACCUCUGGAUGCAAUGGUACCUGCUCCAAGCAAUCCAGAGGUCUCAAACUUCGAUCCGAAGACGGCUGCGAAGUUCAGCUACAGACACCAAUUGCACACUCAGUCGAUAUUUUGGGUGGUUACGUCAUAUCGAAUCCCGUCGGUGGCUACUAUACUGAUGCCCUGUCGUUGCAAGGCGGCAUGAUAUGGACGAAUCUGUCUUCAGCCUACGUUUCGUGGGAGAGCCUGAUUCGAGAACACGGGAGUGAGCCACCACUUGACUCUGAUGAAAUCGUGCUUGACCAAUGGAGGCGGACCUUCAUAUACAAAUUUUCGGACCAAUGCAAGGACAGAGAUCUGCUCUUUGUGUCUCCAGCAUGGUUUGCAGAACGGAUCAUGGGUAAGCCAUCCUCCUGGCAGGAAGACUACUGGGAAAACUUCACAGCACGUGCGGAGCUUUGUGCUCCAAGAUACAGUGCAGCCGACAUUUCUGUCACCGCGGUUAUUGGUGGAGCCGCCCCGGGUGUCUUCUUUGAUAACAAGGAAUUUGAACAGAGUGCAAAGCCCGUCUCGCAUCGUCUACUAGAUGUAGCACGUCUAAACGACCUCGCAUUCGGCGAAGCUUGGCUCAAAUACUUUCCUGCCCCGGCUGGAGAUGAGGAUGUUGAAGGUUUCGAAGGCGUAUCGAUGCUUCUUGCAAAAACCUUCUCCCUCAAAAUUGCAAACCUGCUAGCAAAUCGCACGCUGUCUUCCGAAGGAAGUAGAUUAAGAUCGCGCUUCUUUGGCGAAUUGAUCUCCUCCUCUGUUCUGGAAGCGGACACAAAGGCCUCUGAAGAUGUUGACGGUGAAUACCUGAAGUCAGAGAAUCGCAUCAUAGUCGUCCCAGGAGUCGCCAUCGCACUUGCGGUCUUGUUAUCUCUAGCAGGAUGUUACUCUCUGUUCAUGGUCUGGUUUGCUUCGAGUCAUCGCAGACCUCUGAAUCUCAAGUCGGAUCCUGCCAUGCUCGUAGGAGUUGUGCCGCUCACAAGCAUCACAUCUCCACUCGCGGCAGAUCUCAGGACGUGGAAGAAUCACGACCGAACAGAGAUACAGUCAAAGAUAGGGUCUCAAAAGUUCAGCCUGCAUUCAGGGAUAAUCAGCCGAGCGAGCUCGAAAUGCGACGAUGCGGUUAUCGAGACUGGCGCGCCUAAAGCCGAGAGACUUUCCUGGAUGCAAAAGCGCAUACCAAGGCAGCCUCCAAAGCCUGAGUGGAGACCAGCGAUGCUUCACAAGACAUGGCUUUCAAUCUUAUUGCUUGCUCUGAUCGGCGUUGCAAUCGCGAUGCUAGUCCUCCGUAAAUUCGCUGAUGAGGAAGUACUGUUCCAGACUGUGUUCGUUCAGCAAAUCGACCUGAGUUUGUUCCACGCUAGCCUCUCACCUCAUUCAAUCAUCGCGACAUUGGUCGCUGUCAUAAUCGGACUUUGCUGGGAUAGUAUCGACAAGGCAAUGCGCACUCUUCAGCCUUAUCUGAGUAUGUCAAGGGAGCCCUCUGGACCUUCUCACGGAAUCUCGAUCACCUAUGAGUCCUCAUAUUGGAUUUGGGCAGCAAUCAAAUCGGCCAGAAGUAGGCACUGGAUCCUUCUUCUAGUGACGCUUGGGACGACUCUUUCCCAGAUCUUCAUUAUCUCUGUUGCCGCAGUGUUCGAGCGCCGUACAGUCAUACACACACAAGCCACGCAAGAUAUGGAUAUCGAGGUCCUUCACUUGCUGACCACAAGGCAGAAGCCUUUCGAAUUCGGUAUUGGCUUGGGUCAACGCCCCUUCUAUUUGAGUGACGCUCUGCUGGGCACAUCUAACACGGAUUGGCUAUACAGCGCACUAGAUGAAAUCACUCUCAACACUCACAUGCUUCCGUGGACUGGAGACGAAUGGAUCUUCACACCUGUGAACUUGACAGGUUGGGACGACCGAAGCGAAUCAUACGUGGCGACCCAAAGCCAAAGUGGGUCUCGGAACGAAGCGGCUUCUUUCACAUCCUCCUUUAAUGUCUCGUUGACCACCUCAGCCCUUCGGAGUAGACUUGAAUGCGAAGUAGUUACCGUGUCGAGUUCAGGGUGGCUGGACGAUGUACAGAGCGUCUAUCCGAAUCGAUUCGACAAAUCUGCUACUGGCUACGUGCUUCCAAUGACCGUGUCUCCCGGUGGAGAUUUUGCUGCACCCAUCUUCAGCGCGCCGCGUAGACUAGCUUGUUGUACUAACGGCACCGACAAGGGGAAGCAGUCGGUUGUCGCUUACUGGUCUAGCAACAGUUCGCUGUAUGACCAGCAACCGGCCAUUUCAGUGGACCCUGAUGAAGCAGAGGACACCAGAGUAUCGAGCGGCUGGACAAAGGAUUUUGCAAUCAAAUGGAUAGUCGGUUCAGCAGCAUCGACAAUUGUGCCUGGAACCGAAUCAAAUUUUCUGAGCAAUUCCAUUGGAACCGCUAAUGAAACGGUGCUCUACUUCCCCGAGGAACCGCAAACGUCGAUUAUGAGAUGCACUCCCAUUAUCGAACAGACGAAUGCAAGCAUUACAUUCGCCCGUGACACUAAGCAGGUUUUGAAGUACAAGCUGCUGGACGAGCCACAACCAGCUAUCGGCGCCUGGGAUUAUGCGUAUGAUGUAGUCUACGAAGUUCCUGGAUCAAACUCUUCUCGUGGCAAUGUCAGCUACGGUGUCUUCUUCGUAUCGCAGCUUCUGAGUGCUCCGCACAUUGUGGAACCUCAAAUGCGAUCAAGUAUGAUGGUAGCCAACCAUACCAUUGAGAACCUUGAUGCCGAGCGUUUCGCCUUACGAGAUAGCGAUAAAGGAACGAAUAUGGAUUACAUGUCCUAUGCCAAUUUUGUGUUGGCUAACAAGGAUCCGACCGCACUCCUCAACACGACUCUUCUGCAGCAACACUCUGAGAAGACCUUUCAAACUUUCUUCAAGCAUUUUGUGGCCACCGCUAACUGGACGUACGGUGGCAAGUUCUCAGUCUCUAGGGCUGCAUAUGAAGAGCUCUGGAGUUAUCAACGGCAGGCGGAAAAAUUCGACGGUAUCGUCACAGAACGCAUCGAGGUUCUCAGCAUGAAUAAGGUGGCGACUUGGCUCUCUCUGGUUAUUCUAUUCCUGCUUAUGAUCAUCCUUGUCAUACUGAUCGUGACGCUUCAGGUCGUCUACCCUAGGACGUCCAUGCUACGCCGGGUGGAGUGCCUGGCAGAUGUCCUGGCGAUGGUUGCAGGUAGCGACGAACUGAAUAAACUGAUUGGUGAAGUUGGGGUUGAAGGGAUGGAGAAAGUUGGGAUCAAGACAAGACUGGGAUGGUUCAGAGACAAAAGAGGAACCGUGAGAUGGGGGGUCGAAAUCGUCGGUGGUAACGUACAAUGGCUGGAUGGGCCUAAAAAAAUUGAAGGAAAAAAGACCAGUGAGUCUGCAGAGUAG
Ascochyta rabiei is the source of this 4542-nucleotide messenger RNA. RefSeq lists its product as uncharacterized. The transcript has 3 exons. Lineage: Eukaryota; Fungi; Ascomycota; Dothideomycetes; Pleosporales; Didymellaceae. The record is from RefSeq and is a predicted model, not a curated record. Bases 1 to 4542 code for a protein of 1513 amino acids.